UCGCGAGAGUUCUGAUCAGUGGUUGUCAAGGCAGCAAACCCAAACUUUCGGACUUCUCUGCUGUCCGUCAACUUUUAUGUACAUUUCUAUUUUUUAAGUAGUCGAGUUAUUUAAAACAUAUUGGUUUUUGCCGUCAUUGUUUGGUUGUAUGAUGAGUCUGAACAGCGCUUACUACGAGACUCUUGAAAUUAACAGGACGGCAUCUGACGCAGAAAUCAAAAAAGCGUAUCGUCGUCUGGCUGUGAAGUUUCAUCCGCGGAGAAACGCUCAACCUGGAAGUGCAGAGAAGUUCUCUCAGCUGGGUGAAGCCUAUGAUGUCCUGAGCGACCCUCUGAAGAAGGCGAUCUAUGAUAAAUUUGGUGAGGACGGUUUGAAAGGUGGCAUUCCACCUGAGUUUGGCAGUGAUGGGGCUUGGUCAUCCAAAUACACCUACCAUGGAAAUCCAGACAAAACAUUUCAACAGUUUUUUGGAGGUGACAACCCCUUUGCCGAUUUUUUCACCAACGACACACCACUUCAGUUUGGGGUGCUGCGACCACAAUUGGAGAAGACGCAGGACCCCCCAAUAGAGAGAGAACUCUAUUUGAGCCUUCAGGAUCUGUUCUUGGGAUCCACCAAAAAAAUCAAGAUAUCUCGCAGGGUUCUGAAUAACGAUGGACACACUUCCUGUGUUAAAGACAAGAUUCUGACUGUAGACGUGAAGCCUGGAUGGAGCGAAGGCACACGGGUUAUUUUCCCUAAAGAGGGAGAUCAGGGACCGGACCGGACUCCAGCAGAUGUAGUGCUAAUAGUGCGACAGAAAAGUCACCCUCUGUUUAUUAGACAACACAAUGACCUGAUCUACAAGGUCAAAAUCUCUCUGAUGAAUGCUCUGACCGGCUUCUCUCUAGACAUCCCGACACUAGAUGGCAGGCUACUCAGCAUUCCUAUCAAUGACAUUGUGCAUCCUGCAUACAGCAAGGUGGUGACAGGAGAAGGAAUGCCACUAUCCCAGGAUCCUUCCCAGAGAGGAGACCUCAUCAUCACCUUUGACCUCCAGUUUCCAGAGAAGCUCUCCUCUGACAGCAAGGGCCUGAUCAAGCACGCUCUGAGCUCUGGCUAUGAAGUUUAGAUUCCAAGAUACAGACUAACACCCCAUCAUGGCUCGUUUCAGCUGCUCGUACGUCACAAACAUCACUACGUUCCAGGAGCCCAGGCGGAGGAAUGAUGGCAUGAACCUUUCAAGAGCAAGAACACAAACAACAUGAUUGUCUUCUUUACUUUGUAUACAUUUUUCAUUCUUAAUAAACAUUGGGCUGAAACACAA
This is a messenger RNA of Oryzias melastigma (Indian medaka), 1306 nucleotides long. RefSeq names its product DnaJ heat shock protein family (Hsp40) member B13 (gene dnajb13). The record is from RefSeq and is a predicted model, not a curated record. Lineage: Eukaryota; Metazoa; Chordata; Actinopteri; Beloniformes; Adrianichthyidae. The transcript is spliced from 9 exons. The coding region runs from base 149 to 1111 and encodes 320 amino acids. Gene Ontology annotation, cellular component: cytosol. Gene Ontology annotation, molecular function: protein-folding chaperone binding.